AAAUGGUUUAUUAUCUCGCGGGUCUCCGUGUGGACCACCGACACAGACUGCACCUUUAUUUAUAGAUUCACAGCGCUGAAUGGCAGCGUUUGCGUUCAGGCAGCUCUCCGACUCUCUCUCUCUCUCUCUCUCUCUAUCCCUCCCUCCCUCUCUCUCUCUCUCUCUCUCUCCAUCUGACGUGCGAGUAAAAGAAGAAUGCCUCACCUUCAAGAUUUGCAGUGUUUUAACGAACUGACUGGAUUUUGCCUGUGAGGAUGAUUACACCGCGCCGCUCCGACUGACUGGGAAUUUGAAACAACAACAACAACAACGAAAUAUUGAUUUGAAUAAUAAGCGGCGCUGCUUUUAUUAUUUUUCCUUUGUUUUCCCCCCAACAUAUUAUUUAUUUAUUUAUUUCGUUGUUUUGUAUGACUCUCGGUCGGCGCGAUGCCUCUUAACUCCGCUCUUCGCUCUGCUCCGCUCUGAUGCAGAACAACCUGCCGUCGCUCCUCCGCCCGGCUCUCCUGCCUUCCUACGAGCGAAAACCUGCAGAAGAAUAUUUUUCUAAAAAUCGCCACGUUUCCCCCCAGAGCCCCCCACCGCGCGCUGUGUGCUCCUUUGAUUUGUUCUUCAUUUCCCCCCCUUUUUAUUUCAUUACUUGCCACCGAGUUUAGUGGUUAUGCUCGCCGUGGGUCAGAUGGACGGGUCCCGUCAGAGCUCCUUCCUCCUCGGCCCCCCUCCUCUGGCCGCUCUGCACACCAUGACCGAGCUGAAGGCGCCGCUGUACCCCUCGUACCCUCUGCCCUCCUCCUCCUCCUCCUCUUCAGCCUCCCCCACUUCGGCCUCCCCAAACCCGGGCGGUCUUCCUGCCUCCUCUCCGGGCUCCAAGACCCCCACAGGACCCCAGUCAGUCCCCCUCGGCACCCCGCACGGGAUAAACGACAUCCUCAGCCGGCCCUCCGUGCUCUCCUCUUCCCCUUCCUCCUCCUCCUCCGGGCCUGCAGCCUCCUCUCCGGCCGGCCUGCUCACCGGACUCCCGCGCUUCAGCAGCCUGAGCCCCCCUCCGCCCCCCGGCCUCUACUUCAGCCCCGGAGCGGCAGCGGCAGCAGCAGCGGUGGCCGUGGGCCGCUACCCCAAACCCUUGACCGAGCUGCCCCCAAGGACCCCCAUCUUCUGGCCUGGGGUGGUCCAGAGCCCGCACUGGAGGGAUGCCAGGUUCACGUGCUCACCCCAUCAGAACUCGGUGCUGCUGGAUAAGGACGGGAAGAGGAAGCACACCCGGCCCACGUUUUCAGGACAGCAGAUUUUCGCUCUGGAAAAGACUUUUGAACAGACCAAGUAUUUAGCGGGGCCGGAGCGCGCGCGCCUGGCCUACUCUUUAGGGAUGACCGAGAGCCAAGUGAAGGUCUGGUUCCAGAACCGCAGGACUAAGUGGAGGAAGCGGCACGCGGCGGAAAUGGCUUCGGCUAAGAAGAAGCAGGACUCGGAGACAGAGAGGCUGAAAGGGGCCUCAGAGAACGAGGAGGAUGAUGACGAUUACAACAAACCGUUAGACCCGAACUCCGACGACGAGAAGAUCACGCAGCUGCUGAAGAAGCACAAGGCGAACCCGGCGCUGCUGGCGCACACGGCGGACAGCGAGGGCUCGUAGAAGAGGCCGCCGCCUCUCACACAGUGACUGAACUAUCACCCGCACUCACUCUCCAUCAGCUCCGAAAGAGUGCGUGCGCGUGUUUUUGUGAGAAAGGACGCGAAGCUGAAGCUGAAGCCUCGCGCGCUCUUCCGGAGGAGCUCAGCAAUAGAGACGCUCCACGCGAGCUGGACGUGUACAGUAGCAGCGCGAGCGGUGUCCCACAGAAACUAUAUUACUGUGAAUAUUUAUGUGUAAAAUAUCAACUUUUUUGUAAAGUAAACAACUCGAACUCUUUCUGUUUCCGUUUCUGCUCCCGGCUCGUGCUGAUGUUCCUCUGCGGGCCGUUUCACUGAGUCUGUUCCAAUAAGCGGCUCAGCUUUAACUCCAGACUACAGCUUCAGCCCUUUCAGGAGAAAAGAGCAGCUCGUUGAGAUCACGGGAUAAUGUAUGAUUUCUCUUCGGUUUUUUUUUUGUUUUGCUACAUUUUGACGGUCCAGUUAGUCCAAACUGAGUUCAUCCACUGCUGUGGCCUGAGAAUGUAAAGAAUAAACGCCGUUUAACAACGAAACUAUAUUUGUAAUAUAAGGAAUAGUGUUCGCCUCAUAAUGAUAGAAUGACGUUCCCUUUACUUUUCACACUUAAUUUAUGAGAUUUCUCAGUUUGUAACAGUGUUUGAAAUGCAGACGCUUUGCAUAUUCGUGUGUAUUGCACUUUUAUUUAAUA
This is a messenger RNA of Pygocentrus nattereri (red-bellied piranha), 2335 nucleotides long. It is a transcript of the gene nkx6-1, whose product is annotated as NK6 homeobox 1. Gene Ontology annotation, biological process: regulation of transcription by RNA polymerase II; cell differentiation. The coding region runs from base 659 to 1630 and encodes 323 amino acids. Gene Ontology annotation, molecular function: DNA-binding transcription factor activity, RNA polymerase II-specific; RNA polymerase II cis-regulatory region sequence-specific DNA binding. The record is from RefSeq and is a predicted model, not a curated record. Gene Ontology annotation, cellular component: nucleus. The transcript has 3 exons. Lineage: Eukaryota; Metazoa; Chordata; Actinopteri; Characiformes; Serrasalmidae.